AUGGUGAAUCCACAGUUCUUCCUUUUUCUACUGCUACUGGAAAGCACCCAAGCUAUUAAAUUCGAGUGCGGUGUGCCGGCAAACAAACCGCUACACUAUCUAAUUGAACCUGGGUUCGAAGUCAAGACGGUCAAAGUCGGCACCACUGCAAUCAGCCCGUGUCAGCCGAAUUCUAAUGCUGAUUGUUAUGAGGACAUGCCGGCAGCCGACGUGCAAGUCGUGCUCACAUCGGCGGCGGGCUACACGCAGCUGAAGUUUACUGGCAAAAAUAACGCAGAAAAGACCUUCCAACUUAAAGAGGACGGUACGACGUCUGGUGACGAAAUUGCCAUCACAAAAGCAGGCGUGGUCAACGCAAAUGGUAUUGAAAUUCCAUUCGUACCAGAG
Molecule: messenger RNA, 387 nt
Organism: Dibothriocephalus latus
Lineage: Eukaryota; Metazoa; Platyhelminthes; Cestoda; Diphyllobothriidea; Diphyllobothriidae
Source: the annotation of a GenBank genome assembly